CUCCGAUGGUGGACAAACUUGAAACGGGGAUCGCAAAUUUAAUGGCGCAAGUUUGUUAAUCUCUCAAAAAAAAAAACAGCAUGGUUAUUAAAAGCACUCUGUUAGUGUGCUUGAUCAUCUGUUGCCAAAGUAGUCAUGUUAGAGCUGCGUCAGAGUGUACGGGCGCUAUAGUCGCUUCAGUGUUUGGUACAAUAGGUGUGAUUCUUCUUAUCGCAGGUAUUGCGAUACUGGUUUGGUGUUGUCGCCAAAAAAGAUCAGGAAAACUCUCGUCAAGGUCUUCAAUAGAAACCGCCAGUGAACCAGAAAUUUCUCUCGGCACAAAAGCCAAAGGUGGUCAGAUUGGUUUAAAUGGUCAUGGAACUCCGGUAACUUUUUCACAUCACUACAAAGAAGAAGCACCAUCUGCUGCGUACAACACAAGGGGAGUUGUUAAUCCAGCAUUUGGUGGGCAGCGAGAAGUACUGAUUGAAAUGCCAUCUAGAGACGAUGGCGAAGUCAAAAUUGACAUGGAUGGAGAUGGUAAAUUCAAACUUCCUUCUUGUAACGAAGGGGAGGUAAAAAUUGAUAUGGGCGGAGAUCCAGACAAGGAAACUCCUACUGUAAAUCUUGACAUGGACACCGAUCUUGGCAUGAAUGUGGCAAAUGGAAGCAGCCUCAAAAUGUCUCCAAGAGAUGCUCAGCUCUCGGAUGUUGAGUUCCAACAUAACAAACCAUCAGGAACAGGUUUUCCGGGCGGGAAUAUUCCUGGUUCAGACGUUGAUAUUGCCUUUGAGGGCUCCUCCAAACCAACCUUUAACGUGGACACACCAAGGAAUAUGGAAACCAUUGAUGUUGAUCUCGACCGACCUGAAAGUGGUGGCUUUGGACUCUUGAUUGCGAGGGACAAGACUUUGCCACCUCCCGCUUUAUUCGUAAGAGAAGUAACACCCGGUGGUGUUGCUGCGAGAACAGGUCUCCUGGAUAAAGGUGAUAAGAUCAUUGGUAUUAAUGGAACUCCGAUCGAGGGCCUAGCUCAUGACAAAGCAAUGCACCUUCUUCGCAAUGAUGACAAACCAAGGCUAAGACUGACACUGUUGAAAAACCUCUCACCAGGACAAAAUGGUUCACUGGACUUAUCGGAGAGAUCGCGGGAUCUAUCCAAAACGAUUGACGAAUCCUGUGCAAUUGACUUGGAACCGGGACUAGAGGCAGGGAGCCCCUCCCUUGAUGUCGAAGGAUUGCAAGGCAGUGCAGAUUUAGGAGAGACGGAGACUUCACUGAGUAAACCAGAAUUCGAGGGGGAUAUACCACAGGCGCGUAUUGCUGGGCCGAAUAUGAAACCACACAAUCUUCAAGGUUCACCUUCAAACCUGAGCUUGCCUUCACCUAAGACUAAGCGUGCGAAAUGUUUCUCCUGUGUAUCCAAAGGAGACAAAGGGGAGCCUUACACCAGAGGGAAGACAAGUAAUAGAAUGGAUUGGGACAGACCGAGUGAUGAUUGUUCUGUUGAUAUUAAUGAGGGUGGUAAAUUUACAGAUAAUUUGAGCGUCAGAGAACCUGGCAUUUCUAUUCCGGCCAAAAAUGUCACGGGAGAAAUUACGGGACCAUCGCUUGACGAAGAGCAAAGGGAUUUAGGAUCCAAUGUACAGCUAGAUAGCUAUUCGCCAAAUAUCAAAACGUCGCAAGGUAGACUAAAAACACAGCUUUCUGGGCCAAGUGUCGAUACUUCACCUGAGAAGCUCAAGGGCUCAAAGGAAAAUGUUGACGUUCCUGCCGCUGGUGGGUUGAAUUUGCCUUCCUCAAAGAAAAACCGUGGUAAUUGUUUCUCGUGUGCAGGAGACGGAAAUAAAGAGGACCCAUACAGAAAGACUAAGGGAAAUGUUGGCUUCGACCUGAGUGGCCCUGAUGGAUCACCAGAAAUGGUGGAACCCAGAAAAAUGGACAUAACCGCUUCUGCACCAGAAUUUCAUGAACGUGGAGAAACCAACGACCUGGACCUCAGAACAACUGGACCAGACUUUCAUAUCGAGGGACCAAACAAAGGAAUCUCAACGAGACCGCCAGAGGUUUCCCUCCAAGCAAAAGACCCAAGAACAAAUACCCCAGAUGUAUCGCUUCCAUCAGGAAGCACUACUAUCGGCCUCUCUGGAUCGGGGAACAUUUCUUCAGAACGACCUAAAGUUGAAAUAGAUGCUAAUUCCCCAGAAAUCGAUGGUCGAAAAGGAAGAUUCGAUACAGAAAUUUCGGCCCCACAUGCUGAUAUAUCACAUGGUAAACUGGGAGGCCCUAAGGCAAAAGUUACCGCACCUUCUGGACAGUUGAAUUUGCCAUCUUCAAAGAGAAAGCGAGGUACUUGUUUGUCGUGUGCAGGAGACGCGGAUAAAGACGACCCGUACAGAAAGACUCAAACUCAAGGAAGUGUCGGCUAUAGCCUUAGCGGUCCUGAUGGAUCACUAGAGAUGGAAACACCUAGCAAAAUGGACAUAAGUGCCUCUGCACCAGACUUCCAAGGACAGGAAGAAACGAAAGACUUGAGCUUCAAAACAACUGCACCAGAUUUUGACAUCGAAGGACCAAACAAAGGCAUUUCUAUGGGCUCGCCAGAAAUUUCACUUCAUACAAAAGAUCCAAGUAUAAAUACCCCAGAUGUAUCUAUUCCAUCAGGAAGUACUGAUAUCGGCCUUUCUGGGACAGGAGACAUUACUUCAAAACGACCCAGAGUUCAAGUAGAAGCCAAUUCCCCAGACAUCGAUGGUCCAAGAGGAAGAUUCGAUACAGACAUAUCAGCCCCAAAUGCUGAUAUAUCACAGGGUAGACUGAGAAAUCCUAGAGCACAAGUUGACGCUCCUUCCGGAGAGUUGAAUGUGCCUUCUACAAAAAGAAAGGGCGUUAAUUGUCUCUCGUGUGCGGGAGAUGGGGAUAAAGCUGACCCAUACAGGAAGACUAAGGGAAAUGUUGGCUAUAACUUCGGCGGCCCUGAUGGAUCACUAGAGAUGGUGCAACCCAGAAAAAUUGACACAACUGCUUCUACGCCUGAUGACGAUAGACCUGCAGCAACAAAAGAACUCGAACUCAGAACAGCUGAACCAGACCUUGAUUUCCAUGGACAAAACAAGGGAAUCUCCACAGGAAUGCCGGAGAUUUCACUUCAUGGAAAGGAUCCAAGUAUAAAUACCCCUGAUGUAUCUAUUCCAUCGGGAGACACAGGUUUCAACCUUUCUAGAACAGGAAACUUUUCGUCUGAAAGACCAAGCGUUGAAGUACAAGGCAAUUUCCCAGACAUUGAUGGACCAGAAGGAAGAUUUGAAAGAGGCAUUUCAGGCCCGGAUGUUGAUGUAUCAGAUGGUAAACUACAAGGCCAUAGAACAACAGUUAACGCACCUUCAGGAGAGUUGAAUUUGUCAUCUUCAAAGAAAAAGCGCGUUAAUUGUUUGGCUUGUGCAGGAGACGGGGACGAAGAGGACCCUUAUAGAAAGACUAAGGGGAGUGUCGGCUACAACAUCAGCGGCCCUGAUGGAUCACUGGAGAUGGAAAAACCUAGCAAAGUGGACAUAAGUACUUCUGGGUUUGAUUUUGAUGGACGUAAAACGACUGAAGGGCUGGAACUCAGUACAAUUGUACCAGACGUUGACUCUCAAGGGCCGAAGAAAGGAAUAUCUUUGGAGCCUCCCGACAUCUCAGGAAACUUAACAGAUACAGAUCCAUCUGCUGAAAAAUCAAAGAUUUGCUUGGAUUUCCCUGUAUUAUAUGAUCCAAGCAUCGGAGGUUCAGGAUUUGAUGCACCUAAAAAUUCAUAUGAGACGUCAACGAUUUCGGGGUCCUCGCUAGGGAGAAUUUUUGAUAACACUGAUAUACAAAGGUCCAAGUUUGACCUAGAUGCUUCAAAUAUUGAAAAACCAGACUUUGAAUCGGAACCACCCAGUAUAGGUGCAGGAAUACAAGAUAUAAAAGGACCAGACUUCUCACAUGAAAAGCAUGACUUAUCUGGACCAUCAAUGGGCAGAGUAGAGAACGAUAUUGGAAUUGAUGGGUUCGACCCAAGCAUGAAUUCGUCAAGAGUCUCUGUUGAGAGGCCAGAUAUAUCUGGGCCCUCAUUUGACACCACAGCUGGUGAUAUUGACCUCGGAGUAGCAGACGAACCAAGCACUGACUCAGAAUUGACUGGAUUUGACGUACCUAAACCUAGAGGCAAAGAAAUGCACAGAACUAAACAAGAUAUCUUCAUGCCAUCAGCAGGCGGAAUAAGUGUUCAUGCUCCAGCAGUAGACCUACGGCAACAAUUAGAGGCUGACAUGAAGGGAUUAGAUGUUGAUGCACCGGAAUUAGAUUUCACUGUAUCAUCACCAAAUAAAAAACGAGCAUCGUUAGAACCAGUUGACAUGAAAGGUCUUAGAGGGAAGAGUUUUGAAGGUGAUGUUGAUUGGGGUAUCAGUACCUCAACACCCAAAGAUUCUGGGGGCAUAGAAUUUGACGCAAAUCCAGUCGAAGGCGAUGUAGAAUUCGCAAGUACCUACGAUAACAUCGAACUCCACAGUAAACCAGAGUCUCUCCCCUCGGUAGCGUAUGAAGAACCACACAGUCUUCAACGUUACGAUGAAAUACGACCAGAAAUGGAACUGAGACUAUUGUCACCAAAUCAACCCAACGAAUCUGAUCUAAACUUCGAUGCAGACAUCUCAGAUGCAAACCUUUAUGUGGAUAAUUGGAAGCCAGGUGAAAUGAACCUGGUAAAAGUCGAAGAAAACGUAACAGUUUGUUCAGCAUCAGUCCAGGAGCCUUCUUCUCCAAGCAGAAUAUUAACUCUAGAUCGUGAAAUUAAGCAAAGAAUUGAACUUGAACUCCCGGGCCAUGAAGGUAAAGAUACACCAUCUUCAUUAAAGAGAAAAAGUACUUCAUCUUCAUCAUCCUCCUCAUCCUCUUCUGAUGCCGAGGAUGACAAGGAAAAGAAGUCAAAACGAAAAAAGAAGUCCAAACUACCACAGGUGUUCCGAAAGAGUUCAAACAGCUCAGCAUCGUCCAAGGAGAGUGGCUCCUCGUCCAAAAAGAAAGCGAGCGAACGGAAAUCCUCAACAAGUUCUUCUUCAUCAGAUGACGAUAACGAAGAUCAAAACCGUCCCACAGCUGAUUUUGUUUCAGGAUUGAAUUUGAAAAAGCAAAAACCGAAAACAAGCUCAUCUUCUUCGUCCUCCGAUGAAGGUUCCUUUGGUCUUAAUCAUCAAGACUUACUUAAACGAAAGAAAUCAAGGAGUUCAUCAUCAUCUGAUGAAGCGAAAGAAAAUGACAAGAAAAAGCAGACCUACAAAGUGGACGACAGAACAUUUACCUCAGUGGCUGAUGAAAUAAAGGAACCAGGAAAGUCAGGAUCGAUAACCUUUGAUAUUCAAGAAGAAGUAACUCAUGACUCGUUGAUGCUAAGCGGCAAAAUAUCAUCAAAAGAGCAGAAACCUACGAGUUCCUCGUCUUCGUCGGAUGAAGAGAUCUCAAGUUACAACGUCAGCGAGUUGAAUGAUCUACCCAAGGCAAAAGAUCAAGCAACCACAGAAACGAAACGGGAGGGGGAUGACCUUCCUUCUUCAUUGGACCUAUCACUCCAUCAGUACAAAGCAGUGGACUAUGUUGUAACCCAUAAUUACGCAUCCGAAACACAAGAAACAAAUCCCUCAGGUGUAGAAGAGGAUCCUUUUGUAGUUGUAUCUCGCUCCCUUAAAAGACCAUAUCAAGACACUGAACACGAGGAUGAAUUGAAAGUAAGUUCUAUAGAACUUCAAUUUAACGAGCCACCAGGAGAGGUUUCCAAUCAUCUGGACUAUCCUUGCCGAGUCGCUCAGGUUGAAGAGGGCGAUGGCGCAUUCGUGCAAGAAGAAGGCGUUGUCCCAUUGUUUAAGUUUCGGUCAUUGGACUACGAUGUCCCAGAUGUGUCGGUUCUAACGAAGCCUUCUGAGGAAAGUGAUGCACCAAAUUUGUUAUCACCUAACCAAAGGGACCGCGUGUCUCCUACAUGGGACGUACAAGCCCAUACUUUUGAGGAUGUAUCUCAUGUAACAAUUCAAGAUGACCCGCCAACGGGGGAUGAAAACCAUGAGAUCCGUGAACAAUCGCUUAUUAUAGUGACACGCUCUCUUAAGAGGACGUCACCUGUCACCGAAGACGCAGAUGACAUCAGGGAGGAAAAAUCUCCAAAUUUCUCUAACACUAUGGAGAUUCAAGCUACUGAACCUAGCCAUGACUUCUACCUUGAAUAUCCGCAAAAUAAUAAAGUAUUCGUACUCGAUGAACAGAAUGGCCAUCUGACAGAUGAAGAACAAAUCUCACAGCACACAAAGGAAAGAGAAAUACCAGACAUUUCAGCGCAGCUAGCCGCAUUAAAUUAUACUGAAGAUGAACCUCGAUUAAAAAGCGAUUCACCCACAAAAGCUGAAGACAAUGUCAAAUCGCCAAGGGAGAAAAGCCCUAAAGAAAUUUCGAGGCGAGGUUCCAACUCUCGUCUUUGGGAUUUAAUGCAAGGUUAUCUAAUUGAGCAGCCUAUACUCAACGAUAAUGACACAAAUUCGGAAUCAAGAUCACAGAACACGGAAGAACACAACGAAGAGGGAGAACAGGUUUUUUACGAAACCAAGCCCAUAGAAAUUACAGACAGCAGCAUUUCGGAAAAAACUCAACAAUCCCUUAAUGUGGUGACCUACCAAAUCCACAUCGACGACCACGAACAUCCUAAAGAAAGAAGUGGUGAUUUAGAAGAUAGAGACACAGCGCUAAAGGCUUCCAAACCUGAUCUCGUUUCUUUUGAUGCGAAACCUGUCGAAGACAGUCCUGCUACCACAAGCUACAGCACAUCAAUAACAAAGGUGGAAAGCAGUUUUGCCUAUGUUAACUUGACACCCGUAAUGACCGAGACGGAUUCUGAAUUAGGCGCGGUUGAUCGAUUAGACACGGCGAAAGAUGAACACCAUACAUCAGUUACAGACGUUAAAAGCAGUGUUCAGGAGGUAACGGUCACAUCACAUUCGUCUCAAAUUGAACCCAUUUCUCUACAAGUGGAUAUUGGUGCCAUAAAACCUGUUUCCAAAUACCAAACUACUUCAUGGAAAAAGGAAGUUUCUGUUCCUGUCGAUGUGGAUGACAAGAAUGACGAUCCCUGGAUGAGGCAUUAUUCCAGAGGAUUACAACAAGGCACUCUUUACCAGCCACUGUAUGCAAAAUCACCAGAGAGAGACCCAUAUCUUGGUGAAAGACGUGGCGUAAGUUUGUCCAAAGUACCUCAUGUUAAAGGUGUCAAGACGUCAGGCGAAAAAGAGCGUGAAAGACCGAGGUAUUCCAUCGAGGGCCGAACUAGCAUCCAAUCAGCGUCCUACCAAGUAAGUACAGAUGGUAAAUCUAUGCUUCGAGGAUUGGAAGCAGUCCCCAGAGUGCGAACACCCGAGAGUCUCUUUUCUAGCCGAGAUGACAGAGAGCAACCGCAAAAGAGCCAACCUGAGAGUGCUGGAGGAGACCCGUCAACAGGAACGUCCACAAGUGGCCCUUCCGUACAAAGUUUGCGUUCCUUUUGGGAUAAAUGAAUUGAAGUCCACCUUAUCGUGGCUUUACAUCUCUUAAUACAAACGAAAUGUACAUUAGUUACUACUCUUUCCCGUAAAUA
This is a messenger RNA of Pocillopora damicornis (cauliflower coral), 7615 nucleotides long. RefSeq lists its product as uncharacterized. NCBI's taxonomy places the organism in Eukaryota, Metazoa, Cnidaria, Anthozoa, Scleractinia, Pocilloporidae. Gene Ontology annotation, biological process: regulation of RNA splicing. The record is from RefSeq and is a predicted model, not a curated record. Gene Ontology annotation, molecular function: protein binding. Gene Ontology annotation, cellular component: cytoplasm; nucleus.